CUGGAAUAUAUAGGUAAAUGUCAACAUGUAACCUGUUUUCCCGUGUGUUAGCUGGGUAAACGAAGCGGCUGGCUAUGAUCGCAGCUUCCUGAGCACACACGCGUGCUUUCCAAUGGGACCUGUAAUUCAUUAACUGUCCUACUUUCAGGAAACUCUGAACUCUGAGUGUGAUGUGCUUCUUAAUGAGAGACAUCGCAGAUCUCAAAGCGGAGUAGCAGAAUGAGUGUUCAAAGUCCAGAGGCGCCAGCCUCGAAUGGCAUUACUCCAUUUCAACAGAUGGUGGCGUCCUGCUCCGGAGCCAUCCUCACGUCCUUGUUAGUAACACCUUUGGAUGUUGUGAAGACCAGACUGCAAGCACAGAAAACUCCCUUUCCCAAAGGUAUUAUGAUUAUCAACUGCCUGUCUGUGUAUUCUGAUGAAUGCAAUGACCACAUUCAUUUAUUCCGAUAUCUUUCAGGGAAAUGCUUUGUCUACUGCAACGGACUAAUGGACCACAUAUGUGUGUGUGAAAACGGCAACUCCAAGGCCUGGUACAAAGCCCCCAGUCACUUCAACGGCACAGUGGAUGCCUUUGUCAAGAUAGUUCGCCACGAAGGGAUAAAGGCUUUAUGGAGCGGUCUACCUCCGACCCUCGUGAUGGCUGUCCCUGCGACAGUAAUCUACUUUACGUGCUACGACCAGCUGUGUGUAGCUCUGCGAAUCAGGAUGGGGGACUUUGCUCAGGAGGCUCCUCUUCUGGCAGGAGCUAUCGCUAGAGUGGGUUCAGCGACAGUGAUCAGCCCCCUGGAGCUGAUCCGCACCAAGCUGCAGUCUCAGAAACAGUCGUACAGGGAGCUGACUGACUGCAUCCGGGCUGCAGUGCAGACGGAGGGCUGGCGCUCUCUGUGGCGAGGUUUGGGGCCCACGCUGUUCCGAGACGUGCCCUUUUCAGCCAUGUACUGGUACAACUACGAGAAGGGCAAGAGCUGGCUGUGUCAACGAUACAACACCACGGAACCAACGUUCACGGUGACCUUCGUAUCUGGAGCGGUUUCUGGCGCUAUCGCAUCCAUUGUAACGUUACCUUUUGACGUUGUUAAAACCAGAAGGCAGGUGGAGCUUGGAGAGCUGCAAGCAAAGAACUUGUCGUGUCAGGUCUCCUCCACCUUCAGCAUGAUGAGCAGGAUUGUGGCGCAGGACGGCUUUGGCGCAAUGUUUGCAGGUUUCCUCCCGAGGUUGAUCAAAGUGGCCCCAGCCUGCGCCAUUAUGAUCAGCACUUAUGAAUUUGGCAAAGCCUUUUUCCACAAACAUAACCAGGACACUCGGGCCGCUGCACAGCGGUGACACCUGACAGCUCUUCAGUCUUUUUUACAAAACCAAUCACAAGUAGGCCACUAAUAGGGAAAACAAACACAGGAAUUAUCUUUAUUAGUAUUUAGGGCCCGAGCAUCGGCUUAGUCGGAGCCGAGGACCUAUUCUUCUAAUGUUUUAUUCCAAUUAUUAUUAUUGGGGCCACGUCAACAUUGUCGGUACUGUGAGGACCAAUUGAAAAGAUUGUUAUUUGGAUAUUUAUUGUAAAACAUUGGAUAUCUUGAAAUAAUUAUGUGAGAAAGUCUUUCAUGAGAUUUGCUUUGGAAUCAGCAUGUUUUUUUAUUUAUUUUUUGAACCCCUCACUCCUGAAAAUAUUGGAAAUUAAGUGAUGGUCUGAAGUGGCCCAAUGAGUUGGCUUUGUGGUGAUCGCUAAAUGAGCAUUGGCCGAUCGCUCGUCUCCCUCUGGUGGAGGUUCAUGAUACUCCGGAGCGUAAAGGAAGACUCACCUGUCCUCCGCUCUUUGCCUGGAAACUUAAUGGAGAGAUUCAACAGUGAUGUUUAUGCAUCACGUAACUUGGAAAUAAUUGAUCCUUUAAUACUGACAGAAAUGCGGUGCUUUGGUACAUUAACACAAAUCAGAAGCACUUAAGUUUAAGUACUAAAACCACGAAGAGCCUCAAAACUGACCACAGACUUGAGUUCAAAUAAACAGCUAAAGAAGUACUCUCAAUAAAAGCUGUACAUUUUCAAAGAUA
Gasterosteus aculeatus aculeatus (three-spined stickleback) is the source of this 2045-nucleotide messenger RNA. RefSeq names its product solute carrier family 25 member 40 (gene slc25a40). Gene Ontology annotation, biological process: mitochondrial transmembrane transport. The record is from RefSeq and is a predicted model, not a curated record. Lineage: Eukaryota; Metazoa; Chordata; Actinopteri; Perciformes; Gasterosteidae. Gene Ontology annotation, cellular component: mitochondrion.